AUGGAAACUUCUAAAAGGAGAUCUUGUGCUGAAACUCAAGAAUCGAAUUCAAUACGAACAUCUAUCACUUUAACUAGACGAUUAUCAUUUCAAGAAACGGUAUGUAAACGAAUCGAUGAUAAUAUUGUAUCAAUACAAAAUCAGCAAAACAAUUGUGAUACAUCUAGUAUUUCGCCUGUAUUAGACCAACAAGAAAAUACAAAUGAAGCAAUAGCAAGUUCACGUCGACUUGUUCAACGAUUUAUUCUUCCUCAUUAUUCACCAUUUAAAGCCAUGCAUGAUUUAUACUACUUAUCUGCUGCAUUACGUUCAUAUUGUGGUGUUCGCAUGAGUGUGAAUUGUGAUAGACGACGACCUAUAACUACUAUUGUUGAAUUAUCACCUGAUCAAGGAAAUACGUCUUCUGAAGAUUUGCACUUUAGUCAAGAAACACCAACAAUGUCAUUAACACUUUUAGCUCAGGGUACAAAAUUUAUUUGUUUAUUUUGUUUUUGA
Messenger RNA from Rotaria sp. Silwood2, 495 nucleotides. NCBI's taxonomy places the organism in Eukaryota, Metazoa, Rotifera, Eurotatoria, Philodinida, Philodinidae. The record is from the annotation of a GenBank genome assembly.